CCCUUCCUGACUCGUGCUUUCGUUUUCUCGCUCUUUUUUACCUCUUUUCUUUUCGCUCUCCUCCAAUCAUAUAUUCCCUUUCCCUUUCUUUACACCUUCACGGAAAAGAGAAGAAGAGAGCAGCAAUUCUCAAGUUCCAAGGAAGAGGAAGGAAGAGCAGCUGUAUACUUCGAUAUUCCUCUCAAUUGCAGUAUUUCCGUGUAGAUUCUUAUUUGGAAAGAUAUUGUUGAUUUCUUUUUGCUGAUUCCGUGGAUUUUCCUCAUCUUUUGAAGGUGUUAAUUGUUGUCGAUUGAUUGUUCUGUAACAGAUCCAACUUGGAGAAGGCAACUUGACCAAUCUGUUUAUCUAACAGAUCCUCAAUUUGUGGUACGGGGAAAUAAUAUUUGAUUGUGAUUUUAUUUAUGGCUCUACUGCUGAUACACAUGCGACGCUUCCCAUCCUUAUUUGGAGCCAAUAAGGCAGAUAUGCUCCCAACGUGAAGUCAAUGCGAUGCUGUAAAGCACAAAGAGGUGGUAAUUGGGAAGAUAAUGUGAUGGAGCACCCUUCACAAGACUCGGUGGCAUCAGUGAAAACUACUCAGAAGUUUGAAAAGAGUCCAUGGGGAUUUAUGUCCAAGCUUGAUUCACAUCAAGGAUCAAAUGAUGCUAGUCUCUUUUCAUGCUCAUUGCCAGCUCGUCCAUGUGAAGGAUUUUAUUCAGUUAACAUUAUGGAUUCCGGAGUGGGAGCUUGCUCUAUGGAUGAGGUUUCAUCUAAAUUGGAUGAGCUUGUUAAAGACAUUGAGCUCAAGGAUUAUAGUGGCAUUCAAGGAAUUGAAAAAUUUUUACCCGACGAGGAUGAACUUUUUGAUAGCAUAAUGAAUAGUUCACACCAAACAGAAUUGCUCGGCCAUGUAGAGCAAGGGGAAGAUUGUGACCUGUUUAGCAGUGGAGGUGGCAUUGAGAUGGACGCUGAUCCUAUAGAUAAUGUUGUUGUUGGCAUGGCUAGGACAAAUAUUGCUGAUGACUACUUGGGGAAUAUAAAUUUUCAGUAUAGUCUUCCAAAUGGCAUUGGAACAAUUGCUGGGGAACACCCUUAUGGAGAACAUCCUUCAAGAACAUUGUUUGUACGAAACAUCAACAGUAAUGUCGAAGAUUCAGAGUUGAGAUCUCUUUUCGAGCAAUACGGAGACAUUAGGAGUAUGUAUACUCAAUGCAAACACAGGGGAUUUGUUAUGAUAUCUUACUAUGAUAUUCGACAUGCACGGAAUGCCAUGCGUGUAUUACAAAACAAACCUUUACGCCGAAGAAAACUUGAUAUCCACUUUUCUAUUCCAAAGGAUAAUCCAUCAGACAAAGACAUGAACCAAGGAACUCUAGUCGUUUUUAAUUUGGAUCCAUCAGUAUCCAAUGAUGAUCUUCGUCAAAUAUUUGGGACGUUUGGGGAAGUGAAGGAGAUACGGGAGACACCACACAAGAAGCACCAUAAGUUCAUCGAGUAUUAUGAUGUUAGAGCAGCAGAAGAUGCCCUCCGUUCAUUGAACAGGUGUGAUAUUGCUGGGAAGAGAAUAAAACUCGAACCGAGUCGACCAGGUGGUGCCCGGAGGAGUUUGAUACAUCAACUAAGCCAAGAGAUUGAACAUGAUGAAAUGAGAAAUUAUAGACAUCAAGUGGGUUCACCUCUAACCAAUUCUCCUCCUGGUACAUGGACACAAUUCAGCAGUCCAGUUGAUAAUAGUCCAUUAAGAGCCUUUAGCCAUUCUCCUGUCUUUGGUGGCAGCGGUCAUUUUACCAAUAACCAUUUACCUGAAUUAACCUCCAUUCUUCCUCCCAUGCUAUCAAACUCCAUGAAGAUUUCACCAAUUGGAAAAGAACAGAGCAGGAUUAAUCGCACUGACCCGAUAUCUAACUCAAUUCAUGGUAUUCCUUUCCAUCACUCGCAUUCAUUUCCAGAGCGUGCUGGAGGGGGAAUGCCAAAUUUGGGUUGCAGUCCUUGCAUCAUGGCUUCUUCUGGUUCUACAGCUUCAAGUUCAUCCGAAAUUGAAACGUUAACUGGGCCCCAGUUCCUAUGGGGCAGUCCAAAUACUCGCACUGAACAUAACCAGUCAAGUGCUUGGUCGAGGUCAUCUCUAGGAAAUGCAUCAAUAUCUAAUGGGCAGGUGCAUGGCUUCCCAUUUUCAAGUCAUCGUGGACUCCUUUCUGCUUCACACCAUCAUGUUGGAUCUGCUCCUUCUGCUAAUCCUUGUGAAAGGCACUUUGAUCACUUAAAUGAGUCAUCUGAUUCAUCCUUUGCGAGCCCAGCUUCUUUUGGAAAAAUGGGUAUUUACCGAAAUGAGGGAAGCUUAAUGGUUAAUUCUUGCCCUCCAAGGGGACCAGUUAGUCCUGUAAGUUCUUUGUAUGGAAGUAUUUCUGAGAGUACUUCACCUGUGUUCAGAAUGGGGCCGGGACAUAUCUUCCCUGGGAGCUUCCAAUAUACUGGGCAUGGAUCCAGUGGCAUGGAAGGAUUUACCGAACAUGGCAGGAUGCGCCGAGUUGACAAUUGUGAGAGCGAACUUGAUAGUAAAAAGCAAUUUCAGCUGGAUCUUGACAGAAUUAUUAACGGGGAAGAUACCCGGACAACUUUAAUGAUAAAAAAUAUCCCAAAUAAGUACACCCGUGAGAUGCUUUUAGCAGCUAUUGAUGAAAAUCACAAGGGUACUUAUGACUUCCUUUACUUGCCCAUUGACUUUAAGAACAAGUGUAAUGUUGGCUAUGCUUUCAUAAAUAUGACGUCUCCAUUACACAUCAUCUCAUUCUAUCAGGCUUUCAAUGGAAAGAAAUGGGAGAGAUUCAAUAGCGAGAAAGUUUCCUCUCUGGCAUAUGCUCGGAUACAAGGAAAAGCAGCACUUGUUGCUCACUUUCAGAACUCAAGCUUGAUGAAUGAAGACAAAAGAUGUCGUCCUAUUGUUUUUAAUUCUGAGGGAGUGGAGGAUUCAGAUCAGGAACGCUUCCUGGCAAACGGCGGAAGCCAUUGCUCCCCGCAGCAAGAGGGGACUUUAACAGGAGAUUUACUUGUUAGUGGUGAGAAUCCAGAGAAACAUGAUAAUGACACAGUACCAAGAAAUGGCUUUGGAGAAAGAUAGACUUUUUUUGGGAUGGCUUUCUUAUUUCUUCUUGAAGCAGCUUCCUAGUACAAAAAUUAAAAUUUUUAUACUGAAAAACUGCUUUAAGAAGCAAAAAGAAAGCCGUCCCAAACGAAGCCAUAAUCUUGGUGAAAGCUUGAUGGUUAUUUCUGUGGAUAAGCGUUUAAGUGUAUAAAGCUACUAGAAGGAUAAAAUAUUGCUUGGUGGAAGCGUAACAAUGGCGCACACAUCCUCUUUUGAAGCGAUGGAUGCGCUAUCACUAUUCAUCUUUGUGAUCUGUAAUACGUCUUUUGUUAUGAAAUCAACAUUCUCGUGUUUUGUAUAGGAGGAAUAAUUUGGCAAGUGUACAGAUGAAAUUAAAGGUUAAACUGUUAGUGUAUAUUAUCAAACCAGUUGGUCAGGAAGUGUCCUGGUUUUCUUCCUUUUGUUUUCCAUUUUUUUUUUAUUGUUCGGUGAAGGGAAGAGAGGCCGUUGGUAUCUCCAAGUGAUCUGCAAAUGUUCUCUGCUGGAGGGUGGAGGAUUUCUGGUAUGUACAGAAUCAGCAAAAACUCUUAUCUGUUUUUUUUCCCUUGUUGCAUUUGAGGGUGAAAUGUGAAUUUUCUUAUGGGUAUUGUACAUUUAUUGCUUUUAGAUAUUGUUGACAGUAUUUAUUAGAAAA
This is a messenger RNA of Dendrobium catenatum, 3755 nucleotides long. RefSeq names its product protein MEI2-like 2. NCBI's taxonomy places the organism in Eukaryota, Viridiplantae, Streptophyta, Magnoliopsida, Asparagales, Orchidaceae. The record is from RefSeq and is a predicted model, not a curated record. Bases 485 to 3097 code for a protein of 870 amino acids. The transcript is spliced from 15 exons. Gene Ontology annotation, molecular function: RNA binding.